AUGGUAAAAGUCAUUAUUAUCAUAUUCCAGUCACAAAAAGCAAUUGUUGAUCCAUUUCAGUUCCAAGAGAGAGAGAGAGAGAGAGAGAGAGAGAGAGAGAGAGAGAGAGACAGGAGACAGGAGACAGAGAGACAAAGACAGGAGACAGAGAGACAAAGACAAGAGACAGGGAGACAGACAAGAGACAGGGAGACAAAGACAAGAGACAGGGAGACAAAGACAAGAGACAGGGAGACAAAGGCAAGAGACAGGGAGACAAAGACAAGAGACAGGGAGACAAAGGCAAGAGACAGGGAGACAAAGACAAGAGACAGGGAGACAAAGACAAGAGACAGGGAGAAAGGAGCGAGGGAGACAGGAGAGAGGGAGACAGGAGACUGGGAGACAGGAGACAGACAGAGGAGGGGGAGUGGUAUUCAUUUACAGAGUAGAAACUGUGGUCCCUCAGAAAUGACUUCAGCUUUUUUUUUGAACAAGCUGUCUUGCUUUACCAACUUGAUGUUGUUAGGGAGGUGGUUUAGACGAUUGUGUGCUUCUACGAAGGACACUUUUCUGGUAGGCUGUUGUUCUAGCAUAGGAGACACGAAUGUUAUUGCCAUUUCUUCUUGUGUAAUUGUGCACAGAGCUCUUCAGCUGAUAGGCAUUGGAGAUGAUUCUGAUAGCUCGUUUCUGGGUUUUGAAAACAAAUAG
This is a messenger RNA of Schistocerca serialis cubense, 690 nucleotides long. RefSeq names its product RNA-binding protein 25-like. Bases 1 to 690 code for a protein of 229 amino acids. The transcript has 4 exons. The record is from RefSeq and is a predicted model, not a curated record. Lineage: Eukaryota; Metazoa; Arthropoda; Insecta; Orthoptera; Acrididae.